CAUCCGCUGCUCGGUGGGUUUCUUUAGCUUUGGUCGAUUCCUGAUGACGGCCAUGGCGAGGUUCGUGGCGAAAACUCUUCCCCUUGCCUCCCGAUGCGCCAGUCGUCGUCCGCGGCCUCUCGCCGGCGCUUCCUCAUGGCGCCGGACGGCGCGGCCUCCGAGCCCUCCCCCCACUCCUUCUCCCCUUUCACAUUCGGUUCCCCUCCCUGCCUUCUUCUCUAAUGUUUCCGCCAGGGGAUUUCGGUCCCUUUCCGACAGUUCGUGCUCUUUGGUGCCGGCCUUUACCCGGGGUUAUAGGAACGUUAGGCGGAGGGGCCGGCUGCCGAAGAAGAAGCCGUUGGAACUCGACGUCAGGAUUUGCAUCGAAGAGGAAUUACCCGAUGAUCCUCAGAUUUUGAGCAUUGCAGAGACACUUCGGUCUGACGUUCCUGUUGCACUGAAAGUUGCACUUGACGGUUUAUUAGCUUCGAAAUAUAAUACAAGAGAUACUUCUAUAGAUGAUGUUAACAAGUAUGAAAAAGUUGAGUUAUCAGUAUUACUUUGUGAUGAUGGUUUUAUCCAGAAAUUAAAUAAGUAUUGGCGGGAUGUGGACCAGACCACUGAUGUUUUGUCCAUGUCACAACAUAUCCCUGAACUAGGCCAUCCCAUUCUUUUAUUAGGUGACAUAGUAAUUUCUGUGGAAACAGCUUCCAGGCAAGCACAGGAAAGAGGCUAUACACCUCUUGAUGAAAUUCGGGUCCUCAUGGUUCAUGGUUUGCUGCAUCUUUUGGGCUUUGAUCAUGAGAUCAGUCAUGAAGCUGAAGCUGAAAUGGAGAAGGAAGAAGAGCUAAUUCUUAGGAAUCUUGGAUGGAAAGGAAAAGGUCUAAUUAAGAGUACAAAUAAUUCCAGAAUUGCUGAAAGUCAUUCAACAAGCAGCCCAAAUGAACUUGUGAAAAAUGUGAAAAUGGAAGGCCAUUCAGGAUUAUAUGAAGCAAAAUUGAGUUAUAUGUUCUGUGAUGUGGAUGAUACACUUUUCAAUGGUAAAAGUCAAAUCAAUACAAGAAUGGCAGAGGCUAUGAGAGAGGCACUCUCAAGGGGAGCAAAAGUAGUCAUCGUUACUAGAAUGACCCGGUCAGCAGUAAUAAGAGCUUCAAGUUUGGCUAAUUUGGCAGGGAAAGAUGGUAUUGUAUCAGAAGCAUCACCUGGCAUUUUUCUACAGGGUUCUAUUGUAUAUGGGAGACGAGGUCAAGAGAUUUACAGAGCAAGUGUAGAUAAGAAUCUUUGUAGAGAGGCUUUUCUUUACUCUUUGGAACAUGAGGUUCCUCUUGUAGCAUUUUGUGAGGAUCAGUGUUUCACACUAUUUGAACAUCUGUUGAUUGAUUUACUUCAUACUGUGCAUCAUGAACCAAAGGCAGAGAUCAUGCCUUCGGUUGAGCACCUUUUAGCAGUUUCUGAUGUACAGAAGUUGCUUUUUCUUGGAACUGCUGAAGUGAUCUCUACGCUAAGGCCAUAUUGGUUGGAGGCAACACGAGGGAUUGCAGAUAUCGUUCAGGCAACGCCAGAUAUGCUUGAAAUUGUUCCAUGCGGAGCUGCAAAAGGCAGUGGCAUAAAGUUGCUCUUGGAUCACCUUGGAAUUGCUGCAGAUGAGAUUAUGCCACACUUUGAAGGUGAAGGUGAGAGUGAAUAAGUUGGAGACGCAGGCAUCAUCAGGCGUCGAACCAGGCAAAUGUCUAAACUGCAGUUUUGAUUAUUAGAGUUGCACCAAGUACACUGUAGAUGUUUUCGGCACAAAUCCUAGCAAAAAUGUUGCCAUUCAUGCUCUUCCAUUUCCUUGGCGCACACAACUACAGUCCUACCUACUCAAAAGAGGAAAUCAUUUCUUUCAUGGAACAAAGAGCAGAGGACAAUCCUUUUGCUUUUUGAACACUACCUAUGCAGUAGUUUGAUGAGGUGAAUCAAAUUAAGACGCAACGCGGUUUCAGUGGCUAGAAAAAGAUUCGUAUGGUAGGACUUAAAAUGGUUGGGAUAUUAGUGCAUCUUAUUGGUAUCACUCUCAUUUAACUUAAUGUUGUAAAUUCUAUCGAAGUUGGAAAAGGAUUGUAGUACCCCUUUGAUGUCAGUACACUUCCAUGUUGUCUUGUUA
Molecule: messenger RNA, 2122 nt
Organism: Musa acuminata AAA Group (dessert banana)
Lineage: Eukaryota; Viridiplantae; Streptophyta; Magnoliopsida; Zingiberales; Musaceae
Product: endoribonuclease YBEY, chloroplastic-like
Exons: 12
Coding region: 44-1666 (540 amino acids)
Biological process (GO): rRNA processing
Molecular function (GO): metalloendopeptidase activity
Source: RefSeq, a predicted model, not a curated record